AUGCCAACAUUUCCUCAAUCGUUUCCUAUGAACGGUGGUGAUGGUCCGCACAGUUACAUCCACAAUUCCUCUUAUCAAAAAGUAGCGAUAGAUGGCGCUAAAGAAAAGACAAGUGAAGCCAUCCUAAAAAACCUCGAUCUCGAACUCUUGAACCGUAAUUCUGAUGAAAAUAUCUUAAGAAUUGCGGAUUUUGGUUGUUCUAUUGGACCCAACACGUUCGAAGUAGUCCAAAAUAUUAUCGAUACGGUGAAGCAAAAAAACCUAAAAGAAAACAAUGCCUAUAUUGGUGCUCCUCUCGAGUUCCAAGUUUGCUUCAAUGAUCAACCAAACAAUGAUUUUAACACACUUUUUAGAACCCAACCUAUCUCUUCCAAACAAGCAUAUUUAUCGGUUGGAGUUCCAGGAUCUUUCCAUGGUAGAGUAUUACCAAAAAAUAGCCUCCAUAUCGGUCACAUUACCUAUGCGCUCCACUGGCUUUCUACAGUUCCCCAACAUGUUUGCGACAAGAAAUCUCCGGCAUUGAAUAAAAGCUACAUUCAAUGUAAUAAUUUAGUAGAGGAAGUGACUGAAGCUUACCGGGUCCAGUUUAAAAAGGACAUGGGAGAUUUUCUUGGGGCAAGAGCUGAAGAGCUUGUUUCGGGCGGAUUGAUGAUCCUAUCAGGACAAUGCUUGCCCGAUGGUGUCCCUAAGGCUUUGACAUGGCAAGGGGUUGUGAUCGAUAUGAUUGGAGAUUGUCUUAUGGAUAUGGCUAAACAGGGAAUUACGACCAAGGAAAAGAUCGAACUGUUCAGUUUGCCCAUAUAUAUUCCGCAUAUUAGUGAAUUCAAGGCAGAAAUAGAGCGAAAUGAAAACUUUAGUAUCGAGACAAUGGAGAAGAUAAGUCAUCCUAUGGAUUAUAAGCCACUAACCAACGACUUCAUCACUUCCAUGUUUCGAGCCAUUCUCAAUACGAUUAUUGAAGAACACUUUGGAGAUGGUGUGGUCAAUGAGCUAUUCGAUCGAUUUGCUAAGAAGCUCAACAAGUACCCAAUUGAUUUCAAAAGGUGUAAAAAGUAUGUGAAUUAUUUUAUCGUGCUUAAAAGAAAAUAA
Arabidopsis thaliana (thale cress) is the source of this 1089-nucleotide messenger RNA. RefSeq names its product S-adenosyl-L-methionine-dependent methyltransferase superfamily protein. The record is from RefSeq and is marked reviewed. The transcript is spliced from 3 exons. The coding region runs from base 1 to 1089 and encodes 362 amino acids. Lineage: Eukaryota; Viridiplantae; Streptophyta; Magnoliopsida; Brassicales; Brassicaceae. Gene Ontology annotation, molecular function: methyltransferase activity.